This is a messenger RNA of Puccinia triticina, 375 nucleotides long. RefSeq lists its product as uncharacterized. The transcript has a single exon. NCBI's taxonomy places the organism in Eukaryota, Fungi, Basidiomycota, Pucciniomycetes, Pucciniales, Pucciniaceae. The coding region runs from base 1 to 375 and encodes 124 amino acids. The record is from RefSeq and is a predicted model, not a curated record.
AUGCUAAUAGAUAAACACAAAGCACUAGUACACAUUUCAAUCCUUUUGAAUAUCCUGAUCGACAACAUCUGGAACACCGCACUUGAUGUGAAGCUUUCUGCUUCGAUUAGUCGCCAAAGUUUGAGCAAGCCUUUCGAAGGCAAGGAACUUUCAAUUAACACUAAUUUCCCAAGCGCAGCAGAGAAGUUGGAUUCCAGCGAUUCCAGUAAUUGUCACAACAAAAAUCAAGCUGAGAAAUUGGGUGAUAGCUUGAAGGCUCUUGAAAUACCAUCAAGGAUAGAUGGACAGGAAAAUGGAGAAUCAAGUGGCAUUGGAGACGAGGCCGGCAGUCAUAUUGUCUUGGGAGCUCCUGGCAUAGAAAGCGGACAGGCGUGA